Molecule: messenger RNA, 892 nt
Organism: Oppiella nova
Lineage: Eukaryota; Metazoa; Arthropoda; Arachnida; Sarcoptiformes; Oppiidae
Source: the annotation of a GenBank genome assembly
CUGAUGCAGAGGUGAAGGAGAGGAAUGAGGAGAGAAGGAAACGACGGGAAGAGGAGAGACGACUGCGUAAAGACAAGCAGAAGAAGAGUAAGGAGAACAAGGGUCGGGUGCACAUCCACCAGACCGCAGACCAGGCCGUCAAGUCUAAGCCCGGAAAGUUCAAGUCCAAGGAAUACAUCGAUUCCGACAGCAGUUCCGAUUCGGAUGAAGACAAACCCCGCAAACUGGAGAUCGACGAACCCAAGAGUGAUGAGGAAAAGGACGAAAGCCGUCAGAAGUCUUCCUCGUCUGAGAAGUCGUCUAAAUCUUCCGCAUCCGAGAAGUCCUCUUCGGACGCCUCUGACAGCGAUUCUGACGCUAAGAAAAGGGGAGAAAAGAGGAAGAGAUCUGCGACCAAAUCGAAAGCCAAAAAAGUUAGCGAUUCUUCAGAUUCUGAUUCACCGGUUGAGGCGAAGAAACAAAAGGACAACAAGAAGUCAAAUAAGAAGAGGUUUUUAGCCGAUUCUGACGACGAGGAAGAGGCGCAACAGAAAGUUGCGAAGAGUUCUGGAGACAGCAGUUCCGACUCGGAUUCAGACAACAAAACUAAGACUAAAAGAGCGCGAAUCGAAUCGGACUCAGAGGUGGAGAGGAGUCCCGCGCCGGUCAACAAGUCGUCCGAUGAGGAGGAAGAGGACAAAGAGGAAGGCAUGGAAGUGGACAGAGAGGCCGAUGAGGCGAAUGAAGACAAACCCGGAGAGAAUAGCGAUAAAGACUCGGACGACGAGAGGGGUAAUGGCGCUCAAGAAGUGGCCAAAGAUUCUGAUAAUGAGAGCGCCGCUGAAGACAAGUCGGACGACGAGAAUAAUAAAUCAAAUCAAUCGUCUGCUGAGAGCUCCGACUCGGAGAACGA